GUUUAUCUCUAUAAAUAGUUCCACCCACACUGACAGCUCUGACAACAUAUGGUGAGAUCGAAUGGCUGGGGUGUUCGAUGUGAUCAUUGUCGGAGGCGGCGUCGUGGGAUGCGCCGUUAUCUGGGAUAUGACGUCACACGGUUACAAAUGUCUUCUGCUGGAGAAAAAUGAAAACUUGGUGUCUGAAGCAAGCUCGGGAAAUAGCGGGAUGCUCCACACCGGGUUUGAUUCCUCUCCCAACAGUCUGGAGAUUCAGUGUAUACAACACUCGUUUCCCCGAAUGUUUGAUUUAUUAAAAGGACUUGGACUGCCAUACGAAAAAAAUGGGGCAACUAUGGUAGCUUGGACACAAGAACAGGUGUCAAGGUUACCCAUCAUCACUGAGAGGUCAAGGGCAGCAGGGAUUUCCUCCACUACAGAGAUAAGUCUGUCUGAACUGUACAGGAGGGAGCCCGGGCUCAGCAGACACGCCCAGGGGGCACUGUGGAUCCCCGAUGAGACCGUGGUGGACCCGUGGCUGACGGCCAUCUCUAUGGCACACGAUGCCAGGAGAAAGGGAGCUAUGGUCAAAACUGACACUAUGGUACAAAGCAUAUGUAGAGCAGAUCAUAACCAACAAGUGCACGUGAUGACGUCACGUGGUCAGUUUACAGGGCGUGUCGUCAUUAACUGUGGUGGUCUCUAUGGUGAUAUCGUGGACAAACUGGCAGGGCUGCAACAUUUCAGCAUAGUUCCAAAGAAAGGACAAUAUGCAGUUUAUCCAAAGACUGCAAAACACUUGAUCAAUUCUAGUAUUUUACCAAUUCCAACAGACAGAGGGAAAGGUGAAAUUAUUUUUAAAACAGUUUACGGUAAUGUCAUUGUCGGACCAACGUUUGAGGAGACAGUCAACAAAAGGCGCCCAGGGAGUGAUUCGAACACGAUCCAGCGCCUAAUACGGUAUGGGGAGUCCCGUGUGAAUGGAUUAAGAGGGCGCCCCAUAGUGAACACUUACACGGGUGUUCGACCUGCGACAGAAAUAAAGGACUACCAUAUUGAUUCUUAUCCAGAAAGGGGCUGGAUAACCGUGGGAGGGAUUCGGUCCACUGGAUUGUCAGGAAGUAUUGGGAUUGGCGACAAAGUCAGAAAACUUGUUCUCGGUCAGCACAAUGUAGAGCCAUCUCGAGCUAAAAUGGUCGAAUUAAAAAAGAUGGCCGUCAAGUUCUUACCGCCAAGUCACGCUAUGGUUGAUGACGUCAUAUAUACAGUAACACAUCCUAUCACUCUGUGUAGAAUGGAUUUAUCAAUGGAAUCCCGUCUAUAAUUACGACAGUCUGAAUUUUGUUAGUUUUCUUUUAAUAAUAAUUGAAGUGGAGGGAAGAAAUUAAAGGUAAAAGAAAAGAAAUAUGGUUCUUGUGCUCCCAGUAAGUGAUCCUCCAAUUUUGCAUACCGACAUGCAUUUUGUUAAAAUAUAUAUUCAUGGGUUUUGCGUCGCAUUAUC
Molecule: messenger RNA, 1480 nt
Organism: Saccostrea cuccullata (small rock oyster)
Lineage: Eukaryota; Metazoa; Mollusca; Bivalvia; Ostreida; Ostreidae
Product: glycerol 3-phosphate dehydrogenase-like
Exons: 8
Coding region: 62-1303 (413 amino acids)
Molecular function (GO): oxidoreductase activity
Source: RefSeq, a predicted model, not a curated record